Molecule: messenger RNA, 528 nt
Organism: Cuscuta campestris
Lineage: Eukaryota; Viridiplantae; Streptophyta; Magnoliopsida; Solanales; Convolvulaceae
Source: the annotation of a GenBank genome assembly
ACUUGUUCAACAGAAAUUCCAUUGCGAUCUCGGAGAAAUGCAGCGGACGCGGCCUGGUUCGAACUGAAAUGCAGUCCAACUCGCUGCCUUUCUCUCUGAUUCCACUCGCGUUGUUCAAUGGCGUUGAAUUGAGCGAAGGCGGGUUUGAGCUUUCCAGGUAUUUGUUCUUGGGCUCCCUGCUCUUCUCAUCCCCAGGCGGCGGUGCCGGAGACAUGGACUUGACUAAGGUCGGAGAGAAGAUCCUCAGUUCCGUUCGCUCUGCCCGAUCCCUUGGCCUUCUCCCAGCUCCGCCUUCAGAUCGCCCUGAGGUAGUAUGAUUCAUGCACGCUGGUGAAUUUCAGCUGCAAUUUCUUCUUGUUUAUAAUUGGUCCAUUUGGACAACCCUUUCUUGAGCUGGGAACAAGGAGAAGAGUGGAAGUACGGGAAACCAUUUGGUCUUAAUUGAUCAAGUGACAACUGGGAGGGUGAUUGGGGGGACGGAAUGAGAUGAAAUUGUUGGACAAUGCAUAAUAACUUCUAGUCCUGUGU